AGGUGUGGGGGUGGGCCAUGAGCACGCCCAGAAAAGGCGCCUUGGCUGGACGGACAAUAGACUCCGUCGUCAGGUAAGAAGGUUGGGGCAGGCGUGGUGCCCCAGGAUAUGAAACUGGGCCACUGCAAGGACCACAGAAGCCCCUCGGUGGAGCUUUAAGAAGUGAUUUGGAAGCUGCUCUGAUGGGUUAGUCCCUGAAUGUUCACCACAGUUACGUGAGCCCUCGCCACUGCCCACCCCAGGGGUGAUGGGACCACAGGUUCCACGCUGAACCCAGGCUGCAUCCCUCAGAGUGGAGCCACCUGAGUGGGCAGGAUGUGCAAGGGUCUCCAGCAUGGCAUGCAGCCCUGAGGUGGUGGCCAUGGAUUGUGAGAUGGUGGGGCUGGAACCCCUGGGGGAGAGUGGCCUGGCCCGCUGCAGCCUAGUGAACCUGCAGGGCACCGUGCUGUAUGACAAGUUCAUCCGGCCUGAGGGGGAGAUCACCGACUACAGGACCCAAUUCAGUGGGAUCACACCUCAGCACAUGGCCACGGCCACCCCGUUUGCCCAGGCCAAGCAGGAGAUCCUGCAGAUCCUCAGAGGAAAGCUGGUGGUCGGCCAUGACCUGAAGAACGAUUUCCAAGCCCUGCAGGAAGACAUGAACAACUAUGCUGUCUACGACACAGCCAUCGACUGGCUGUUGUGGCACGAGGCUAGGCUGGGCGCCUGCAGACGUGUCUCACUGCGGGUGCUGAGUGAGCGGCUGCUACACAGGCCCAUCCAGGACAGCGACCUGGGCCACAGCUCCGUGGAGGAUGCCAGGGCCACCAUGGAGCUCUACCUCGUGGCCCAGCAGAUCCGGGCCAGCCAGGGGCUGCCGUGCCUGCCCACAUCUAACUAAGGCUGCUUUCAGCUGCUGCCCCAGCCGUGGUGCCCAGUGAACCACAGCUCCUGGCCUUCCCUGAAAUUCAUCUUCAGCAGUAAAAUGAC
This is a messenger RNA of Ochotona princeps (American pika), 969 nucleotides long. It is a transcript of the gene ISG20, whose product is annotated as interferon stimulated exonuclease gene 20. The transcript has 4 exons. The coding region runs from base 335 to 880 and encodes 181 amino acids. Gene Ontology annotation, cellular component: nucleus. The record is from RefSeq and is a predicted model, not a curated record. Gene Ontology annotation, molecular function: exonuclease activity; nucleic acid binding. Gene Ontology annotation, biological process: negative regulation of viral genome replication; DNA catabolic process; defense response to virus. Lineage: Eukaryota; Metazoa; Chordata; Mammalia; Lagomorpha; Ochotonidae.